Sinocyclocheilus anshuiensis is the source of this 1427-nucleotide messenger RNA. RefSeq names its product adenosine receptor A1-like. Lineage: Eukaryota; Metazoa; Chordata; Actinopteri; Cypriniformes; Cyprinidae. Gene Ontology annotation, biological process: G protein-coupled adenosine receptor signaling pathway. Gene Ontology annotation, molecular function: G protein-coupled adenosine receptor activity. The transcript is spliced from 2 exons. The coding region runs from base 18 to 683 and encodes 221 amino acids. The record is from RefSeq and is a predicted model, not a curated record. Gene Ontology annotation, cellular component: synapse; plasma membrane; dendrite.
UGAGGGUCAAGAUACCAAUGAGCUAUAAAAGAGUGGUGACUCCAAAGCGUGCAGGCAUUGCAGUGAUUGUGUGCUGGAUGGUGGCCAUCGUAGUCGGCCUGAUGCCCAUGUUGGGCUGGAACAAUCUGGAGAAGCUACGACAGACCAACGGCACCGUGGGUGCUGACCUUCUUGUAACCUGUGAGUUCGAGAACGUCAUCAGCAUGGAAUACAUGGUCUACUUCAACUUCUUCGGAUGGGUCCUGCCACCUCUCGUCCUCAUGUUGCUCAUCUACGCUGAGAUCUUCUACAUGAUCCACAAGCACCUCAACAAGAAGGUCACCACCAACCAGACCGACCCCACUCGAUAUUACGGGAAAGAACUCAAGCUGGCGAAAUCUCUCGCGCUGGUGCUCUUCUUGUUCGCAGUCAGCUGGUUGCCGUUGCAUAUCCUGAAUUGCAUCACUCUCUUCUGCCCUAGUUGUGAAAAUUCAGUGACAAUUCUUUACGUGGCAAUCUUGCUCAGUCAUGGUAACUCCGUUGUCAAUCCCAUUGUGUAUGCAUUCCGCAUUAAGAAAUUCCAGAAUGCUUUCGUUAAGAUCUGGAAACAGUAUGUGUGUUGCACGGAGGAUCCACAUCUGCACGGUCGGCCCAGCUUUCGCAUAGAUAGCAAAGAGAGAAGAUUGGGGGGCAAUGACAUCUGACAUUUUUAAAAAUAUGACAGUAGUCUACUAGGAAAAUGCCUGGGAUGUAUGCUGUCAGUUGUGAGAAUACAUUUGCCACAGAAAUGGAGACGAUCGAACAUUACUGGAAAUGUUUCCUUGAAAACUCAGUCAAUGGUGCAUAAUAAUGAAUUGCAUCGUUAGUGAGGGACCAUUAAAUAAAUGAAAGUGGCCUGUUUUAGAGGAAUAGCCACAGUUCAACCGGCAUUCACAUCUGUGGGAAAAAUCUUUGAUUAUGAUUUCCUUUUGUGCUGUGGUUCAUUCAAAUGCGGCUAUAACAUAAAGGGCUUCAUAUAAUGAGUGCAAAACUGCAGACUCGUAAAUGUCAGUGCUUAUGAGUACACUAAACCACACUCGUCUUUAGUCAGUAGCGUAAACGCGUCUGAGGACUUUGAGAAAAGACAUUGAGGAUGUGAUCUGAGGUCAUUUUUAUAUGCCAGUGAAUUCAUGUUUGAGAAGUAUGGGAUUUGUAAUUUGCUGCUUUUCAGGAUGAGCGCAAAUCGGAGGCAACAGGCCCACUUCGUCUUCAAGGGACAGUUUAUAAAAAUAAAAAAUUCGGUCAUUUACACACCCUUGUGUCAUUCCAAACCUGUAUGAAAAGAUAUUUUUAAAAAUGUCUAUAGAAUGAAAGUCAGUGGGUUUCAGAAUUGUUUUGGACCGCAUUGACUUUUAUUCUAAACAGCUGAAACAUUCAUGAAAAUAUGUUUGUUUAGCAGAAGAAAGUCA